AUGUUCUCUUUCUCCAAGAACUAUUUCCUUUUCUACUUCUCAUUCAUUGUUUUAAUAAUUUUUCUCAGUGUCAAAUGGAUUUCAACUCGUUUAAAAACUAAGAAAAAUUUGCCACCAUCUCCACCAAAACUUCCGAUCAUCGGAAACCUCCACCAAUUAGGGUUGAGCCCCUACAGGUCUCUCCGGGCCUUGUCCAGAAAACAUGGUCCACUCAUGUUGAUGCACUUUGGCAGUGUGCCUGUGCUUGUAGCCUCCUCACCUGAAGCAGCUAAAGAGAUCAUGAAAACCCAUGAUUUAAAAUUCUGUAACCGACCCAAGUUAAGAAUUGUCGACAUAGUUGUGUAUGGCUCCAACGACAUUACAUUUUCUCCUUACGGAGAGUAUUGGAGGCAAGUGAAGAGCAUCGCGGUAGUCCAUCUUCUAAAUACUACACGCGUUCAGUCAUUCAGAAAAACGAGGGAAGAAGAGGUGGGUCUUAUGAUUGACAUGAUCGAAAAAAGUUCUGGUUCUGUAGUGGAUCUAAGUGAGUUACUUUUUAGGCUUGUGAAUAACAUUGUAUGUAAGGCAGCUCUAGGGAGGACAUACCCUGGGUCGAAGUUCGCGGACUUGUUGGAAAGGUUUGUGUGGGUUUUGGGUGCUGUUAGCCUUGGGUCCUAUAUCCCAUGGUUGUCAUGGAUAAAAGAAGAGGGGAUGGAUGUGGAUGCUCAAAGUGGUGAAGAUCAAGAUCUAGUUGACAUCUUGUUGGAUGUAAAAGGAGAUAAUACAACCGGAUUUACUUUUCAUAGAAAUACCGUUAAAGCUCUCAUCUUGGAUGUAUUUGCAGCUGGAACAGAUACGACAUUCACAAGUUUGGUAUGGUCAAUAAGUGAGCUACUUAGACAUCCAAGAGUAAUGGAAAAGCUAAAACAAGAAGUAACAAAAAUAGCACAGGGAAGAUCCAUGAUUCUCGAAAAGGAUUUGGAGAACAUGCAAUAUCUUAAAGCCGUCAUCAAAGAGACACUACGAAUGUAUCCUCCAAUCCCUCUACUUAUUCCUCAUGAAUCAACAGAAGAUGUCAAACUACUGGGAUAUGACAUUCCAGCAGGCACACAAACAUUGGUCAAUGCUUGGGCAAUAGGAAGAGAUUCUACAGCAUGGGAAGAACCAGAAGAGUUUAAGCCUGAGAGGUUCUUGAAUAGUUCCACUAAUUACAAGGGGCUUCACUUUGAGCUGCUUCCAUUUGGUGGUGGGCGAAGAGGGUGCCCUGGAAUUCCAUUUGCUACAGUCAUAUUUGAGCUCGCAUUAGCAAAUGUGAUAUACAAGUUCGAUUUGGCAUUACCAAAUGGAGUUAAAAAUACGGAUUUGGACAUGAGAGAGAAAUUCGGCAUUACGCUCCAUAAGGAAGCUCAUUUACUUAUUAUGGCAACUCCUAGUUUCUAGUAGUUGCUUAUAUAUAUUUCAAUGGAAUAUA
Messenger RNA from Lactuca virosa, 1450 nucleotides. NCBI's taxonomy places the organism in Eukaryota, Viridiplantae, Streptophyta, Magnoliopsida, Asterales, Asteraceae. The record is from the annotation of a GenBank genome assembly.